Molecule: messenger RNA, 327 nt
Organism: Aspergillus chevalieri
Lineage: Eukaryota; Fungi; Ascomycota; Eurotiomycetes; Eurotiales; Aspergillaceae
Product: Con-6 family protein
Exons: 3
Coding region: 1-327 (108 amino acids)
Cellular component (GO): cytoplasm
Source: RefSeq, a predicted model, not a curated record
AUGUCUUACUCUCGAGAAAACAACGAAGUCUCCGCUUCCGGAGAGGACAUGGUCAACGCCAUGCGUGGUUACAAGGCCACCUUGCACAACCCACGCGUCUCCAAUGAAGCCAAGCAGCACGCGCAAGACGUGCUUGAUAAUGAGAUCCACGGGAACAAACCGCGGCAGGAUCUGUAUGAAGUUCGUCAGCGGAACAAAGAGCCUACUCGUGUAGCGGGCGGUUUGAAAGCUGCUCAGGAGAAUCCUCGUGUGACGGACAGAGGAAAGAAGCAGGCUGGUGAUAAGUUGAAUCAGCUGGGGGAGCAGACGCAGCAGCCGGAGGAGUAA